UGGUAGAAAAGGCGAAAAAAUUGCAAACUGUCGGCGUCUUUUUUAAUUCCAAUUUGUUUGUAGAAUUAAACAAAAAAUAAUAAUGCUAAACAAAUUCUUAUAAGCUAAUGUAAAUAACAACAAAAUUCUCCAAACUAAACAAUUUUGUAAUAAAAGUGAAUUUAGCCAGCAAAAUUCUGAGUGAAGUUUUAACCAAUUGAGCAAAUGUUUUGUUAUUAAACGUUCUCCUAAAGAAGGAUCAUCAUUGGCGAAAACACCUUUCCAUGUAAGUUGUACAAUAGACCGACCUUUUUGUGAGAAACGAAUAACACGUAGAAGAGGAAGAAGCAAAAGUAACUAGCGAUUUAUUUUGCGCUGCAUUUGUAUUACUGGAACAGUUUUGAAAAUGGGUGAUUUAUUUGAUCAACUGAAGACGGAGGGUCCCUUGAAGAAGUCACACUUAUCACCCGCUAAAAGUAUUACGCCUUCGAAAAAUAAAUAUACCAAAAGUGUGCAACAAUUUAAUGAAAAACACAAAUCAAAGUCGGGUAGCAUACGCCGCGAAUCCAUGCCUUCACCCAUUACCGUUAGUAGUGUGGUAAAAAAAUCAAAGAGUCACAAGGCCCGCAGCUUAUCUCCCCCCAAGUAUGGUGCAAAUAAUGUUAUGAAAUCGUUAAAAGUUAAAUUGGAACGUAAAAAAUUAGAAGAGUUUCUUACCCGCCCUCUUGAAGAACAUGCCAACAAUAUACGAACAAAACAAGCUAAAGUUAAAGAUGCUAAUAAGCAGCCGAAAAUGACACCAACAAAAGCACAACAAAAACUCUUUGAACCGCCGGUGCGUCAAAAGAAAACCAAGGCGCAAAUGCUUAAAGAAUUCAAUAUCAAGCCCUGUAAAGUGCGAAUACAUAGAGAUAAUCUAAAAAAACUAUCUAAAGAAUUUAAAAAGAAAAGUGCAGCCCAGAAGGAAUGCAAAAAUAAAGCCACUAAAAGACCAGCUUCGGACGGGUUUACUGGAUCGCCGCCGCAUAAAAAGGGCAAACUGUCUGCGGUGGAUUUGAAAAACAAAACUAAAACCAGUUUCUUCAUUAAACUCAACACAUCGCCAAGCAGUAAAUUAGAAAAGAAAUUAAAGAAUAUUUCAAGAACAUCAUCCUCCUCUUCGGUGGCUCAGCAUAAUAAAAUAAAAAAUUCUAAAUUCAAUACUAUCACUACGCCCACCAAAUUCUCUCGCUCCCAUUUGAUACGCUCGUUUGGCAAGCGUUUCUUUAAUGUUCAGGUGAAAAUUGAACGUUGCACCCAUCCUCUUUUGCUAACCUUUGAGUCAAAUGAACGCGCCAGACGCCUACAGGCCAAACGCAACAACAAAUCAAAAAAUCUAUCGGUAUCAUUUCGUGAACAGGUCGAAAUCUUUGGCGGCAGUUCCGAUUCAGAUGAUAGUUGUGAUGAGGAUUUUUGCGCUACGAACAAUCGCAAUAGUCGUAAAGGUAGUUCCAACAAUUCAAUUACCGUACCAGCGACACCCGUUGUUAUGCCGGCCCGUUUGAAAAAAGUCGAAAAUGGCAAAGUGGUCGAUGACAUCGAGUUGGAUCCUUCAUUGUUUUUGGAUCCGAAAGUCUUGGUAUCCAGCACACCAUUUUCACCCGGACGCAAGAAACGUGAACAUAAAUCAUUCAGUCCCCUGAAGGAUGAGAGUUCGCCAAGCCCUCGCAAGGAACAAUUGAAGUUGGCAAACGAACGAAUACCACCAAGUGGUCUGAGACGUUUAAACAUCGACGAGGAGGACGACGAUGAUGAUGAUUGUGAAUAUAUAGUACCUAUCGAAAUGCCACAACGGCGUACUUCACGUACCAGCUCCAAUACAACACUUGACGGUUUGGGUUCAACAGCUCUAGGCCUAGCAGAAUCGGCUACAAAUUUUGCCGGGAUUUUUGAUGAUGAUGCCAACACAAAUGAUAACAUUGAUUUGACCGAGGAAACCACAACAAAUAUUAACAAACAAAAAACCGGCGGAUCAAAAUCAAUCAUAACAGCAGCAAUAAAUCUCGAAAACGGUUCCGACGAUAGUUUUCAAUCUGCAAGAGAUAAUGUCGUGGAAAAUAAUGCAGCAGACAAUCAAUUACCUGCAUUGCGUCUUCUAUCGUCAUCGCCGUUACAUUUCGAACAGGAUGAUACAAACAAUGAAUUUGAACAAUUGCAACAGCAGCAGACAAAUGGCAAUGGUUGCAAUAAUGAAAGCAGCAAACAUAUGAAUACCAUAAACACUAUGGAGGAUAUUUCAAUGAAUUUGUUUUUGGAAGAUUCUCAGACUAAUGAGGACGAUACACAUGCAAAGUCUUUUGUUGAUAGUUUAAUUAAUGAAACUAUUGACAAACUAUCUAAGGAUCUUGACGAGGGAGCAACUGAUUAACAAUAUAACAAUACAUCUUGGUAUUUUGGUUCUUAACUAAAUGAUGAUGAGUGUAUUUAAAAUAUUUGGGGCAAGUUUUUUUUUAAUUAUUUUUUGCUCUACUUCUGCAUAAACCACACCAUAACACACCACCCCCCCUUCAACAUACUCUCUCUAUCUCUCUCUGUCUUACGCGCUGUUUUUAAAUUUUUAUUAUUUUGUUAUAAACAAAAUCUAACAAAUUUUUACUUAUAAUUUGUUUAAUUUUAAUAACAAUCUUUAUAUAGUUUAUACAUUCAUACAUAUAUAGUACAUACUUUGAGACAUAUAUAAACUACUUUAUAUCUUACUAAAUACCUUAAAUUAAAUGCAUACCUAUUUAGGUAUAUAAUUGUAAUUUUACAGAUAUUUUCAACACAUAAAAAGUAUAUAAAUAACAACAAUAAA
This is a messenger RNA of Calliphora vicina (urban bluebottle blowfly), 2812 nucleotides long. RefSeq lists its product as uncharacterized. The transcript is spliced from 5 exons. Lineage: Eukaryota; Metazoa; Arthropoda; Insecta; Diptera; Calliphoridae. Bases 386 to 2386 code for a protein of 666 amino acids. The record is from RefSeq and is a predicted model, not a curated record.